This is a messenger RNA of Corylus avellana, 2869 nucleotides long. It is a transcript of the gene EMB175, whose product is annotated as Pentatricopeptide repeat (PPR) superfamily protein. Gene Ontology annotation, molecular function: zinc ion binding; RNA binding; protein binding. The record is from RefSeq and is a predicted model, not a curated record. Lineage: Eukaryota; Viridiplantae; Streptophyta; Magnoliopsida; Fagales; Betulaceae. Gene Ontology annotation, biological process: RNA modification.
CAGUUUGAGGGUCUUCCAGUAGAGACUAUGGCAGCUGUUCUCUCUUCCUCUCCGCCCCGCCACCUCUUCUUUCACUUCCCCUCUAUGCCCAAAACCCCUCUACAACCAACGCCUCCGCCACCAUUCCUUUCUCUUUCUCUCUUCAAACGCAAACCUUACUACCAGCUCCACUUUUCCGCUUACUCUGCCCAAUCCCUCUCGUCCCCACAAUUCCUUUUCGCCUCAGAGUCUAACUACACUCACUCUUCUUCUUCUUCUUCCCCAAACGGUGAAGAAAAGUUUUUUAUUGACGGCUUAUUCGAUUUGCUUCGCCUCUCGGCUCGCUACGGCGAUUCCCAGCUGGCCAAGGCUGUGCACUCGCGCAUUCUCAAGCUCGAGGAACACACCCGUCUGGGUAAUGCGCUUAUUGCGGCUUACCUCAAGCUGGGUUUGGUCUCUGACGCUUAUAGUGUUCUCGUUGGCCUUUCGUGCCCCAAUGUGGUGUCUUAUACGGCUUUGAUUUCGGGGUUUUCGAAGUCGAGUCGAGAAGACGAGGCGGUGGAGAUUUUCUUUCGGAUGAGGGAGUCAGGUAUUGAGCCUAAUGAGUAUAGCUUUGUUGCAAUUUUGACUGCUUGCAUUCGUCGUUCGGAGUUGCAGUUGGGUUUACAGGUUCAUGCUAUGGUGACCAAAGUUGGGUAUUUGGAUUCUGUGUUUGUUUCGAAUGCGUUAAUGGGGUUGUACGGUAAGUGUGGGUGUUUGGAUUUUGUGCUUAAGUUGUUUGGUGAAAUGCCUCAUAGGGAUACUACGUCGUGGAAUACUGUUAUAUCGAGUGUGGUAAAGGAGUGUAUGUACGAUAAAGCAUUCAAGUUGUUUGGUGAUAUGAAGGGAAAUGACGGGUUUACAGGUGAUAAUUUUACGCUUUCGAUCCUUUUGACUGCUUGCAGUGACAGUGCUUCUUUCAUGAAAGGCCAAGAAGUUCAUGCCCAUGCGAUCAAGAUGGGGUUGGAGGCCAAUUUGAGUGUUAGCAAUGCGCUGAUUGGGUUCUACACAGAGUGUGGGAGUGUAAAGGAUGUGGCAGCUUUGUUUGAGAUGAUGCCCAUAAGAGACAUUAUUACUUGGACGGAAAUGAUUACAGCAUAUAUGGAUUUUGGCUUGGUGGAGUUGGCUGAGGAGAUAUUUGAUGAUAUGCCAGAGAGGAAUUAUUUUUCUUAUAAUGCACUUUUGGCAGGAUUAUGUCGAAAUGGCAAAGGCUCUAAGGCACUGGAAUUAUUUGUAAGCAUGGUAAAGGACGGGGUACAGUUAACAGAAUUCACUUUGACAAGUGUUCUUAAUGCUUGUGGAUUACUCAUGGAUUGUAAAACUAGUGAGCAAAUUCAUGCGUUCAUUCUCAAGAUUGGUUUUGGGUCAAAUGCUUGUAUUGAAGCAGCGCUGCUUGAUAUGUGUACAAGGUGUGGGAGGAUGACAGAUGCCAAAAAGAUGUUCAGUAGGUGGCCAUUUGACGAGGACAGCUCUAUGAUUCGGACAUCGAUGAUAUGUGGUUAUGCUCGAAAUGGGCAGCCAGAUGAGGCAAUUUCUCUCUUCAACAUCAGUCAAUCAGAAGGAACAAUGGUUGUGGAUGAAAUUGCAUCGACUUCAGUACUUGGUCUCUGUGGAAUUGUUGGAUGUCAAGACAUGGGGAAGCAAAUACACUGCCAUGCUCUAAAAUCCGGCUUUCUAUCUGAUUUAAGGGUAGGAAAUGCCAUAGUGAGCAUGUAUUAUAAGUGUUGGAACAUGGAUGAUGCAAUUAAGAUAUUCAACAAUAUGCCCACACACGAUACAGUUUCUUGGAAUGGUUUGCUUGCUGGCUAUCUUCUACACAGACAGGGUGAUGAGGCCUUGGCUAUCUGGUCAAAGAUGAAGAAGAUGGGCAUAAAACCAGACAAAGUUACCUUUGUUUUGAUAAUUUCAGCUUACAGAACCACUAGCUCCAAUUUAGUUGAUGAUUGUCGUAUUUUGUUUCUCUCAAUGAAAAACAUUUACAAAAUUGAGCCCACUUCAGACCAUUAUGCAUCCUUUGUUGGUGUUUUGGGUUAUUGGGGUCUCCUGGAAGAAGCAGAGGAAAUGAUCAGUAAGAUGCCUUUCGAGCCCAAUGCCCCUGUUUGGCGAGCUUUGCUUGAUAGUUGUAGAAUCCAUUCGAAUACAACCAUAGGAAAACGGGUUGCGAAGCGUAUACUUGCUGUGGAGCCAAAUGAUCCAUCUACCUACAUACUUGUAUCGAAUCUGUAUUCUGCCUCUGGGAGAUGGCAUUGCUCUGAAAUGGUUAGGGAGGAUAUGAGAGAAAGGGGUUUCCAGAAACAUCCAGGUCGAAGUUGGAUAAUUUGUCAGAACAAGAUACAUUCUUUCUAUGCCAGAGAUAAAUCCCAUCCCCAAGUGAAAGACAUCUAUAGCGGAUUAGAAAUACUAAUCUUAGAAUGUCUAAAAGCUGGAUAUGUGCCAGACACAAGCUUUGUUCUUCAUGAAGUGGAGGAGCAUCAGAAGAAGGAUUUCUUGUUCUAUCACAGUGCAAAACUAGCAGCAACUUACGGGCUUCUGAUGACCAGGCCAGGAAAACCCAUUCGGAUCCUGAAGAACAUCAUUCUUUGUGGGGACUGCCACACAUUCUUGAAGUAUGUUUCGAUCAUUACCAAGAGAGAGAUUCUUUUAAGAGAUUCUUCAGGGUUUCAUUGCUUUUCUAGAGGCCAUUGCUCAUGCAAAGACUACUGGUGACCCCCCUUAUCUUGUAUCUUCCAGCCUAUUAACCUUCAUUCUUAUGGUUGAGAAGUUCCAAGCAAUUGGAAUAUAAUUGUAUAUAGAUGUGUAAUUUUGCAUAGGAGAAAUUCAUUACAAAUAUUUGAGUAAAUAACUUGCAAUU